Molecule: messenger RNA, 1233 nt
Organism: Saxophila tyrrhenica
Lineage: Eukaryota; Fungi; Ascomycota; Dothideomycetes; Mycosphaerellales; Extremaceae
Exons: 1
Coding region: 1-1233 (410 amino acids)
Cellular component (GO): nucleus
Molecular function (GO): nucleic acid binding; exonuclease activity
Source: RefSeq, a predicted model, not a curated record
AUGUACUCAGGCAAGGGCAAGGCUCCCGACAGGAGUGGACGAGAAGCUGGCAAUAGUCAGCGAGGCAACUUUGCCAGGUACGGUCGAGGAGGAUUGAACAACCAAGGCUCACAGAACCACUUCGCCACAGCUGGCCAGGGCAAACCAACUACGGCGGGACCAUUCGGCACGUUCAGCGGCGGCUCCGAGGGCCAGACGAGUGGACGUGGGCGUGGAGGAGGAUUCAACAAUCAAGGCUCGCAGAAUCAUUCCGUAGCAGCUGGCCAGGGCCAACCAUACACCACAGGACAAUCCGACACACUCAGUGGCCCUUCGACGGGACAAUUCAACGGACGCGGGCGUGGAGGCGGCUUUCACGGUGGCUCACCAUCAUCGCGGUCUAGGGCAGAACAGCUCACCGUCAAUUUGGGCGCCCUCACGCCGGGAGCAGCUGUGGCUAUCGAUUGCGAGGGUGUGGUUCUCCAUGCCUACCAAGGUAGUGCAAAGAAAGGCUGCGGUCGAUUCUCUGUGGUUGCGGAAGACGGAACUAUCAUCUACGAUACGUUCUGCUAUUACCCACGAGAAGCCGAGGGCCGCCCACCACUACAGCGCUGCAACCUGGGCGUGAAGUACAAGGACAUCAUCCCCAGCCGUGGUGCGCAGCCGAUUGCAGAGGUCGUCCUGGUUGCAACUCAAAUCUUCAACCGUGCUGGCGUUAUCGUCGGCCAUGCGAUCAAGAACGAGCUCGACAUGCUCAGCGACGUCGACUGGUCCGGCUACGUGCUGCGCGACACCCAAGUCGAGUACGGCGGAGGACUCGAGAAUGCGGCGAAAUACAACCUCGGCCAACACGAUCUUCAGACGAACGGACAUUCGAGUGUCGAGGACGCGAAAGCGACGAUGAAGUUGUACCUACUUCGUCGCUCGAACAUGGACGCCACUCAGACUGAUCGGGGCCGCAAGAAGGACCUGACGGUUGCUGCCGAACCCAUCAUGCCGACCGUCCCGAUCACGACCACGACUCCAGUCGUUCCGUCAGGCGCCUUUGACACCCUCUCUAUCAGCACGGCUUCGAAGGAUCGCGAGCCCGAGCAGGUGGCCUCGCUUUCAUCAACCACUCGCGCCACGGCCAACUCGCAAGGUUUGGCGGUCGUAGGGACUGCUCGCCCGCCGACGGAGCCGCCGAAGAAGACCUGGGCCUCAGUUGUGGCGUCGGGUAAGGCCGUCUCGAAGGAAAGCAGGAGAAUGUGGUAG